AUGGGACGUGAGGAGCAAGGAAGGACUUGGUGCAUGGACGCAGCUCAACUGGAUACACAAAGGAAGAAGGAGGAAGCCAUCUUGAAGACCGCACCACUCGACCACCGGUCGAGUUCCUCAACUCGACCGGCCAAGCUUCAACUCGAUCGAGCUGAGAAGUCAACAGUGUAUGCGAACUCGAUCGAGUCGGUCUACAGAAGACUUGGUCGAGCUAGACUUUACACGGGUAGAAAGAGUUCAGAGAGGGGAAUGGAAACCCUUUGGGCAAUGGACUCGGUCGAGCUAGGCAAACUCGACCGAUUAGUCAAGGAGAUGCUCCAAACCGCCACCAACAGAGACAAGGGAUUGUUCCACCACCAGUGCAGAACCACAACUUUGAGAUCAAGCUGGGAAUGA
Messenger RNA from Microthlaspi erraticum, 396 nucleotides. Lineage: Eukaryota; Viridiplantae; Streptophyta; Magnoliopsida; Brassicales; Brassicaceae. The record is from the annotation of a GenBank genome assembly.